ACGAUUAUUUAGCUACGAUUUUGAUCAAAAAAUUCCUCUCAAAAUUGUAUAAUGUACUUUUAGAAAUUUACAAAUGGCACAAAAUUUACAGAAGAAGCCCUCAAAGGGCAUUCUGAAAACCUCACGAAGUGUUGACGGACCGGAUGGCACACCUUCAACCAGUAAGCGGGCGAAAGAACAAAGAUUCGAUGAAAUUAAUAUUAUGGAGACAUUUCAUCCUGCGAAUAAGGAUUACGGGCACAUGAAAGUGGACGAACCAAAGACGCCUUACUCGGAAGCCGUCGAUGGCGACUUGGAGCCAGGAGACGAGUUAGACGCGAACAUCCUCGCCGCAAAGCUAGCGGCUAGCAUGAACAAACCUCCGAAGUGUGUGGAGGCAAGCGACAGUGAUGAAGACAUGGAUGAACCAGAGGAAGUUCGUCAGCGGCGGCUCGAGUUUGAAAAGAAACGAAAAAUGCACUACAAUGAAUUUCAGGCAUUGCAGUUAGCGAGACAACUUAUGGCUCAAGAAGAAGAGGAAGAAGAUGAAAGCAAACCUGAGAAGCCAACUACCUGACUGCCACACAUCUUCACACUUGUACAUAACACUUACCCUAGCUUCGAGUCGUCAUUACCUGCUUUCUAGUAGCCAGGUGGGCUUUAACUUUUAGGCUGCCAUCGAAUGGUAAAGUUGAAAUUUAUAUUGUAUCCUGCAAGGUGCUUCCACACCAGUGAAUUUUUGUGUCGUAAGAAUUGUAUUGGUACAUAUGUGUAACAUGUUGUCAAUAUCUGUUCCAUAUAUGUCCAGCUGUUUACAUGUACGCUCUUUCACUCGCGAAUCGACAUACGCGGGAAAGAGGGUACAUGUAAACAAAGAACGAGAAAGCGCGGGCGUGUCGUGUCACUCGCUCGCGCAAUCCCUCGUGUCGUAUCACCUGCUCGCGCAAUCCCGCGUAAUACAAUUGAGAGUGCUUUCGCGCGUUUUUGUAACAAAUUAUCCACUCCAAAAUGGCCGACAUCUGACCAUAGAGCUAAAUUCAGAUUUGUUGUUAAUUUGUCAAUUUUAAAUGUGUCUAUGGAAAAUAAAAUCAAAAUAAAAUUAAAAUACGAGCAAUAUUGCGUGAAUGCAAAAAAUUUACGCGCGCACUUUCCUACGUUUAAUCAGGUGCACUCCUGAUCACAAUGAAAGACUAUGUUGUUUUAAGCAUUGUGUUCUGCCCUUGUGUGGGUGUGGAUCUACCAAUAGUGGCUAAAUUUUAUUUAUGGAUAACAUUAUUGUAACAAAACAAGGCACAGUUUAUUUUACUUUUGUAUUUCAGUAUUUAGUUUGCGUAUUCUCUAAUAUUCUGCAGGAUUAGUCAUAAAGGGUGUACCAAGCCUUUGAUCAUGGAACUGAACCUACCCUAGAAAUGAGUAAAUAUCACGGGAUCUUAUCACCAUUAUUACAUAGUAUAAAACAAAGUCACUGUCGCUGUCUGUCCGUCCCUAUUUAUGCUUAAAUCUUUAAAACUACGCAACGGCUUUUAAAUCAGUUUUUAAAUAGAUAGAGUGAUUUUAGAGAAAGGUUUAUAUGUAUAAUACAUGUACACCAGUGCCAAACCGGGGUGAGUAGCUCGUGUUUUAUAAACUAAGACAGACUAACAUAAGAUCCCAUGAUUUUUACUAAUUAUAUGUAUAAAU
This is a messenger RNA of Achroia grisella, 1659 nucleotides long. Its product is annotated as protein phosphatase inhibitor 2-like. Lineage: Eukaryota; Metazoa; Arthropoda; Insecta; Lepidoptera; Pyralidae. Gene Ontology annotation, biological process: regulation of signal transduction. The record is from RefSeq and is a predicted model, not a curated record. The coding region runs from base 74 to 556 and encodes 160 amino acids. Gene Ontology annotation, molecular function: protein phosphatase inhibitor activity. The transcript is spliced from 2 exons.